This is a messenger RNA of Gossypium arboreum, 1151 nucleotides long. RefSeq lists its product as uncharacterized. Bases 270 to 1064 code for a protein of 264 amino acids. Gene Ontology annotation, biological process: lipid metabolic process. The transcript has 2 exons. The record is from RefSeq and is a predicted model, not a curated record. Lineage: Eukaryota; Viridiplantae; Streptophyta; Magnoliopsida; Malvales; Malvaceae. Gene Ontology annotation, molecular function: oxidoreductase activity, acting on the CH-CH group of donors.
GAAAAUUAUUGCAUCUCAGAGUUUCUCUAUUAUGCUCCCCUCUCCUAUAAUCCUCACUUUCUUUACUAUUUUAAAAUUUGAGAAAAAAUUUAUUAAGUGGUUGAGUAUAAUGAUGAGAAACAUUAUAAUCUCCUUAUCCAUUUGAACCGUCUCCCACCUCCGCCCACUGAACCUUUUUCACUUAACCAUCAUCCAUAUUCAACCUAGUUAGGCAUAACUUACUUAUCUACGUCCCACGUAUCCUGAACUUUUCAAUUAAAGCUUAGGCAAUGGCUAUUCCUAUGGUGCUUGCUAUUCUGUUUCCACCCACUUUGUUCCUCACUGGAGCAUCUGUUUUAACUCUAUUAUCGCUGGCAAUUCUUGGGGUUUUAGAAAUUAGAGGGAUUAACUUGAAAUAUUCCAAGUUCGUCAAUACUGCUUCUUCUUCUUCUUCGAUUAGAUUUAAAGUUCCCAGCAGAGUUGGCAUGUUAUUGCUCUACACACCAGCUUUCCUUGUCGGUGUUGCUUCCUUUUGGCUUUACCCAGCUGAUGACUCUAGAUUUCUUUUCCUCAAAUCUGCUGUUACCAUCCAUUUCUUUAAGAGACUUUUUGAGGUGAUUUUCAUUCAUAAAUACAGUGGAAAGAUGUCUCUAGACACAAUGAUAAUUAUACUUGUCAGCUAUUUCUUUCUAAGCUUAAGCUUGAUUUACACACAAACUUUUAAUCAAGGACUCUCGGAACCGUCCAUUGAUUUGAAGUACCUUGGAAUUGUGUUGUUUUUAAUAGGUAUUAGUGGCAAUUUCUACCACCAUUACCUUCUGUCCAAGCUAAGAACAAACGGUGACAAAGAGUACAAGAUCCCCAAAGGUGGUUUGUUUGAGUUGGCGAUUUGCCCUCACUAUCUGUUUGAGAUUUUAGAGUUCUUGGGAAUUAGUUUAAUUUCUCAAACAUUGUACUCAUUUUCAGUCACUCUAGGCUCUGCAUUGUACUUUAUGUGUAGGAGUUAUGUCACUAGGAAAUGGUACAUGUCUAAGUUUGAAGACUUCCCCAAGGAAGUCAAAGCUCUAAUUCCAUUUGUUUUUUAAUGCAUGGAUGAAGGCUUUCAUAUACACCCACCAAGUCGUUACACUUCAUUAGGGAAUGGAGAUUUGACAAUAAAAUAUAUUCUCCAA